Venustampulla echinocandica is the source of this 2364-nucleotide messenger RNA. RefSeq names its product Ypt of gyp1p. The transcript is spliced from 4 exons. NCBI's taxonomy places the organism in Eukaryota, Fungi, Ascomycota, Leotiomycetes, Helotiales, Pleuroascaceae. The record is from RefSeq and is a predicted model, not a curated record. The coding region runs from base 1 to 2364 and encodes 787 amino acids.
AUGAAAGAAUGGCGCCCCCCUGGAACAGCAGCGCGUCACUCCAAGGCCAUCUCAUCUUUGCCACAGAGGUCCACCAAGGCGGAAUUAGACUUGGUCGCGCUGCGGUACGGGGAGACCGUUGCUGCGAAGCCGCCAAUACCGAUUACUACUCCCUUCACGCCGCCAGCGCCAGCGCCAGCGCCAGCAACCGUACCUAACGUCGGUAUCAAUCCUCAUUCUGCGCGGCGCAAACCCCCUAGAGCAACACCCGACGAAAAGGAUACCACGAAGAGAGAUUCCGUUCUUGCGCCCGUGACACCAUUAUCGUCCAGGGCAACAGAAGCUUCGAUCAGAACAGUUGAGGAUGAUGCGCUGGGCAUUGCGAUAAAUUUCGAUUCCCCACUGGUAGCUUCCAUUUCCAACGUCGCAGAGACCGCACCACAAAUUCAUACUGGGCAACGCGCUCGGACGACGAAUGCCACCCCUUCCAGCAUACAGCGGGAAAGGACAAAUUCGAGGAAGAGUACCGCGUCGAAGGUUGCGUCCUCCUCUUCAAUAUCAACAAACGAGGAGUUUGCGCCAAUUACAACCCAUAUACCGACCGAUAGCCUGCUGGAUGGCGGGUUCCUAGAUCAUAUUACAUUUUCAAGAAGAGGGAGCGUUAUGUUUAGGGGAAGGAAGGCCGUGAAUGGGCAUGCGCGCCAAAACGGGGGACCGAGACAACCAAGCGUCUCCAUGGUAGCCUCGCCGACUAUCAAAGUGUUAUCCGAAGAUGUCGAAAAGGAGUCGCAGAAGGUCAGGUCGAUGUAUGAGCAGGAGCCAACUUUAGACUGGCGAGAUGGUAUAAUUCCAGCAGAUGCGGAUCUUGAUAUCGAGGAGGAAAUAAUAGUAGUAGAGGGGGGGCCAAGCGCGAAUGACCUUCUAACACCAAAUGGAAAUGGCGACGCCCAGCGCCCUAGCAGCGGUAUAUCAAUAAGCAGCGAAAUUAGGGAGCAUGAACGAGCUGGAGGCAUUGAAGAUUGGGAGGAUGUCAACGGAGGGGACGUGGAUCGAUAUGGUUUCAUUAAUAUGCGCUGUAUUUCAAGACCUGGGACUCCGGAGCCGAGGCCACUUCAAAGAAUUCCUACAGUGCUCCAAUUGGCAUCCGAGACGCCCAGAAAAAAGAGGUUUGGCAGUUCUUCCUUAGCUGCCGUUUCUGGCAAAGCAGGGCUUUCUCCAAAUAGGAAAGUAUCUGCUAGGUCUCUGAACACCCAGGUAUCGGCCCAAUCUACAAGAACCAUUGGUCGAGCUCAAUUGCGCGCCGCUGCGAAUCGGUUGCCUGGCAAUAAGGAUAGGCGCUGGAUGGACGAAGCAGGCGAUAUGCUCACGUUACCCCCAGGUCUAGCAGAUAUCGCUGAAGACGAAGAAGGUGGUAAGGCGUCAGAGGGUUUAAAGAAAAAGGAAUGGGAUCGUACCGAAAAGUGGAGGAAAAUGGCCAAGGUGGUCAAGACAGGCAAAGAUGGAGAGGGGAUGGAAUUCGAAUUUGACACGCGGAAUUCGAAGUUGAUUGAACGCACAUGGAAGGGUAUACCUGAUCGGUGGAGAGCCGCAGCCUGGCAUUCAUUCUUGAGCGCCUCUGCAAAAAAGAGGAAGGACAGUGCGACUGAUGAGCAGAUUAUCCUGGAUUUUGAUAGGCUGCAGCAUCAGAGCUCAGCAGAUGACGUUCAAAUUGAUAUCGAUGUUCCGAGGACAAUCAAUAGCCACAUCAUGUUCCGAAGGCGGUAUCGAGGGGGCCAGCGUCUACUGUUCCGGGUUCUUCAUGCUAUAUCCUUGUAUUUCCCAGAGACUGGAUAUGUUCAGGGGAUGGCGUCGCUAGCAGCGACUCUACUCUGUUAUUAUGACGAAGAAAUGGCCUUUGUCAUGGUAGUAAGGAUGUGGUCACUUCGAGGUCUUGACAAGCUAUAUGAGACCGGGUUUCCAGGUUUGAUGGCAGCGCUCGACGAGUUCCAGAAACAAUGGCUGGAUGGUAGUGAGGUAGCUCGCAAGCUCGCCGAGCUUUGUAUUGAACCUACUGCCUAUGGUACGAGGUGGUACCUCACUCUGUUCAAUUACUCAAUUCCCUUUCCAGCCCAGCUACGUGUCUGGGACGUCUUCAUGCUUCUUGGCGAUCCAGAGCCCACGAUUUCACCAACGGAGGACCGGCCUUUUGCUGGGAGUUUGGAUGUUCUUCACGCCACCAGCGCAGCUCUUAUUGACGGCACAAGAGAGAUACUUCUCGACAGUGAUUUCGAGAAUGCGAUGAAAGUUCUUACGAGUUGGGUGCCGGUCAAGGACGAGGAGCUUCUAAUGAAGGUCGCAAAGGCGGAAUGGAAACUCCAUCGAUCGAAGAAGAAACGCCGAGGUUGA